Messenger RNA from Gastrolobium bilobum, 1246 nucleotides. RefSeq lists its product as uncharacterized. Lineage: Eukaryota; Viridiplantae; Streptophyta; Magnoliopsida; Fabales; Fabaceae. The coding region runs from base 151 to 918 and encodes 255 amino acids. Gene Ontology annotation, biological process: snRNA export from nucleus. The record is from RefSeq and is a predicted model, not a curated record. The transcript has 5 exons.
AAUUUGUAUCGACCGACGGAAAACCUAAUCCAGACCUUAUUAUUUAGCACUAUUUAACAGUCGUCUUCUUCCACCGUCCCACAUCAAAGCAGUUGCCAUCGUUUGGGUUUUGGUUCUUUCGUCAAGCUCUGCAAAGGUUGGCUGUUUCUUAUGGAGGACGGAGAGAACAUUCUAGAUGCCAUAUAUGAUGAUGAUAACUUAGAUGAUGUGGACGAUGUUGACAUGAUUGAUGUUGAAGAAGGAGAGUUGGUGGAGCCUGAUUCGCAAAAUGUCUUGGAACAAAGCGGUGCUGGAGAUAAAAAUGAAGCACAUCAAGAAUCUCAUAGUAAGAACAGCAGACGUAGAGCUAACAAGAAGAAGAAUAAGAGAAAGAGGAAGGGUUCGGGAUCUAAUGGCAUGGACAUAAACAGAUUUGUGGUAGAUACGUGUCGACGUCUGAAAGAGAAAAAGUCAUACAUGGUAUACACCGCCGUAGGUUGCCUUGGGGUCUCUGCAUUACGCGAUCUCAUCAAAGAGGUGGAUGCGAUACAGGCUUGUGGAGGCCAGAAAACUGCUGAUGGUAGACGAUUCCGAACUGGGGGUGGCAUAUUGUGGAACAUCAUAAAAGUUCGGGAACCAAAGGCCUACAAAGAGAUAAUGAAAAAAGCAAAGGAGUUUGAGAAACAAUUCAGGCAGCCAAAUAUUAAGCAACUACCUGGGCUAAAGAAAGAGGAUUCUUCUCAAGGAGUGGCCUUUUCAUUUGCUGGCAGGGAUCAGGGCAAUGUUUCGGAUAGUGCUUCUCUUCCAUCCCAAAUGCAAAAUCAACAUGAACCAGCAACUUCUGAACAAAAACCUAUUUCUGUUCAUGAUAGGUUAAGGAUACCUGUUUCAUAUGAUGAUGAUCUGCUCGGAGAGAAUCCAGUUAGUGAUGCAACCUGACUCUGGAAGUAAAGUGAUCUUCAUUUCUCACUCUUGGAUGGAUAUCCACCGAUGCAUCUCUCUUAUUCCCCGUUGGGACUAGGGCUAUACUACUCUCCCUCCCCCGUACUUUCUUUUCUUUUCACGUUGGUUAAACAAGUUCACAGAUGGAGCAGUAUUUCCAUUUUUUCCCCCCGAAGGAAAUUGUCAUUUGUGUUGAAAAGACAAGUCUUUAUUUAUUUUGCCAUACGGCUUUCUGAUAUACUUAUUGGAUGAGGGCUAAAAAAAAGAAUUACAAAAAAAUAAGAAAAAAGUUAAUACUGUUGGAGGUAUUGUGAUUCCAAUUGUC